Messenger RNA from Lytechinus variegatus (green sea urchin), 1149 nucleotides. RefSeq lists its product as uncharacterized. NCBI's taxonomy places the organism in Eukaryota, Metazoa, Echinodermata, Echinoidea, Temnopleuroida, Toxopneustidae. Gene Ontology annotation, cellular component: adherens junction. The record is from RefSeq and is a predicted model, not a curated record. Gene Ontology annotation, biological process: heterophilic cell-cell adhesion; homophilic cell-cell adhesion. The transcript is spliced from 6 exons. The coding region runs from base 20 to 991 and encodes 323 amino acids.
AACUUGGGAAAUUUCGAAGAUGAAUCCAAGUCAGACGGUAAAAGUAGCAGGGUGGAUUCUCCUGUUAACUAUGGUAGCGGGGUCCACGAACGGACAAUCUGCGACCAUGACAGGGCCUUCUAUUGUGGAGGAAGGCAGCAACGCCGUCUUCACAUGUGAGAGCGAUGGUACGAUCACUGCUGAUUCGGUCGUAUGGAGGGAAGACAAUGAUUUCAUCUUCUUCGGCUCUUUAAAGGUUUCUCCUUAUGAAAAAUUUGACAACUUCGUACCAUUGGCGGAUGGAGCAGGAGCGCCGACCCUUACUAUCCAGAACGCCACGGUGGAAGACAGCGGUUCUUAUAGGUGUGGUUCUGUGUCAGUCCUCAGUAACAUAAUCAAUUUCGUAGUUGAAGUGCGAUCAAAUGUAUCUCUGGUCUUGGAUACUACCAUGGUUAACAAUACCCUUCUGUACCAGGGGACAUGCGAAGCCAUAGGGGCCAGCCCGGAGGAGCACAUCACUUGGAAAAUAGGAAACAUCACUCAGACUUUGGGCAUAGUGGAAACGGACCCCGACAUUUCGCAUCAUCUCUUAUGGGAUAAAAGGAGCGUGAUCACAUUUCCAGCAAGUAAGGAGAAUUACAACAAGUUGCUGACAUGUUUUGUUAGCGGACAUGAGAUAACGGACUUUAACUGGCAGAAGUCAGCCAUUCUUGAUCUCCAUGGACCACCUACCCCUGAUGGCAUCAUUGCAAAUUUCAUUAUCGAGGGUUCGAAUAUGACCGUGUCAUGUGACCUGGAUGAAUCAAGGGCCAUCCAACUCCAGCCGUCUCCUUCUUCUACAUCUUCCUCGAUGACGUUCUCAUCCACAGUUCGAAUCACGCCGAGAAUAACGUCACAAUCUCCAUCCCUGAUAAGUCUGCGAAAGUUACCUGUAUUGCGGGGAAUUAUCUCGGAAAUGCUACGAACGUCAUACUUUAUGAAGAGGAUGCCGGGAAUAUUUUGGAUCACGUGACAAAUUUCAUGGAUGGGCUGCCAAUUGCUCCAAUAUUUGCCGAUAUGUCCGGUGGAGAAAUACUGAGUAUCAUCAUAUGUAUUUCAAUCAUCUUACUCAUAUCUAUCAUCGUAAACAUCGUCCAGUGGUGCAACAGUAAAUAAUUAUCUCUUUAACCC